Molecule: messenger RNA, 6714 nt
Organism: Anolis sagrei ordinatus
Lineage: Eukaryota; Metazoa; Chordata; Lepidosauria; Squamata; Anolidae
Gene: SREBF2
Product: sterol regulatory element binding transcription factor 2
Biological process (GO): positive regulation of cholesterol storage; positive regulation of transcription by RNA polymerase II
Cellular component (GO): nucleus
Molecular function (GO): protein dimerization activity; RNA polymerase II cis-regulatory region sequence-specific DNA binding; DNA-binding transcription factor activity, RNA polymerase II-specific
Source: RefSeq, a predicted model, not a curated record
GGUGGAGGGGCGGGGCCUCGGCGAAGGAGGGAGGCCCAAGAUGGCGGCGGCCUGUGAGGCCGGGAGCGCAGGCAGCCUCCGCUGAAGCCGCGCCCGGUUGGAAGGAAGAGGAGGACGAGGAGGAGGAAGGGUUCGGGCCCCGGGUGUCGCCGGCGCCUCCGAGGCCGCGCUGGCCAUGGAGAGCGGCGAGCUCAGCAGCAUGGAGACCAUGGAGACCCUGACGGAGUUGGGCGACGAGCUCACGCUGGGAGACAUCGACGAGAUGCUACAGUUUGUCAGCAACCAGGUUGGAGAUUUUCCAGAACUGUUUUCCGAACAGUUAUGUGGCACCUUCCAGAGCAACAAUACCUGUAACGGUGGUGGAACACCCGAUUCCUCAUCACAGAGGCCCUAUAGUCAGGGGCCACUCCAAUCUUUCCCACCUAAUGCAGCAUCCCCACAGCUUCAGCCUAUUCAAGUGAAAUUGUCCCAGGCAGUGGCCACAACACCGGCUCCGCAACGGACUGCGCCUCCUCUCCAACCUCGCCCACAGGUUCAGCCUCAACUCCAACAACAAACAGUGAUGAUUACUCCAACUUUUAGCUCUUCUCCCCAGACACGCAUCAUUCAGCAGCCUGUAAUAUACCAGAAUGCAGCCACAAGUUUUCAAGUGCUUCAGCCACAGGUUCAAAGCCUGGUGACUUCCUCUCAAGUUCAGCCAGUCACCAUUCAGCAGCAAGUUCAGACUGUGCAAGCUCAAAGGGUAUUGACACAGGCAGCUAAUGGCACCAUCCAGACACUGACACCAGCCACGGUCCAGGCAGUAGCUGCUCCUCAAGUCCAGCAAGUUCCAGUCCUUGUGCAGCCACAGAUAAUCAAGACAGAUUCUCUUGUCUUAACAACACUGAAAGCUGAUGGCAGUCCUGUAAUGACUGCUGUUCAGAAUCCAGCCCUCACAGCUCUGACCACGCCUCUUCAGACAACGGCUCUGCAGACUUUAGUUGGUGGCAAUGGGACCAUCUUGACUACAAUGCCUAUGAUGAUGGGAGGCCAAGAGAAGAUGCCAAUCAAACAUGUGCCUGGUGGUACCAAGCAGCCAGAACCACCCAAGGAAGGGGAGAGGCGAACCACCCAUAAUAUAAUUGAAAAGCGAUAUCGAUCAUCUAUAAAUGACAAGAUCAUAGAACUGAAGGAUCUAGUAAUGGGAACAGAUGCCAAAAUGCACAAGUCUGGUGUACUGAGGAAGGCCAUUGAUUACAUUAAGUAUCUACAGCAGGUUAACCAUAAGCUGCGACAAGAAAACAUGGUCCUGAAACUGGCUAACCAGAAAAACAAGCUUUUGAAGGGUUUUGACCUAAGCAGUCUGGUGGACAGUGAUGUGGAUCUGAAGAUGGAUGACUUCAAUCAAAAUGCUCUGUUGAUGUCUCCUCCAGCCUCUGAUUCUGGUUCACCAGCUGGCUUUUCUCCUUACUCAAUUGACUCAGAGCCUGGAAGCCCGUUGCUGGAUGAUGCAAAGGUUAAAGAUGAACCUGACUCUCCAGCUGUUGCUCUGGGAAUGGUUGAUCGUUCACGAAUGCUGCUUUGUGCUCUCACAUUCCUCUGCCUUUCCUUCAAUCCUCUAACUUCCUUGCUGGAGGCCCAGAGGACGUCUGAUUCUGAUGGUCCUAUACGUCACGGUUCUGCGAGGAGUACACUAUCGAUAGAUUCAGGUUCUGGUGGUUGGUUUGGUUGGAUGAUGCCCACUCUGAUCCUUUGGUUUGUGAAUGGCAUUAUUGUCUUGAGCGUAUUCAUAAAACUGUUAGUACAUGGAGAGCCAGUGACCCGGUUGCACUCCCGAUCAUCCGUAACCUUCUGGCGUCAUCGGAAGCAGGCAGACCUGGACUUAGCCAAAGGAGAUUUUGCUGCUGCGGCAUCCAAUUUAGAAACGUGCCUCUCCGCCUUGGGUCGGGCACUUCCCACCUCUCGUUUAGACCUGGCCUGCAGUCUGUCCUGGAAUGUUAUCCGAUACAGUCUUCAAAAGUUAGGACUCGUGCGUUGGUUGCUGAAGAGGACAUCACGACAGAGGCGCACAACAGAGGCUCCUGUGGGUUUUGAGGAUGAAGCCAAAACUAGUGCACGGGAUGCAGCUUUAGCAUACCAUAAGCUCCAUCAGCUCCAUAUCACAGGUAAGCUUCCAUCCAGUUCAGCAUACUCAGGAUUGCACAUGGCUUUGUGUGCUGUGAAUCUGGCUGAAUGUGCAGAAGAGAAGAUCCCACCAAGCACUUUGGCAGAGAUUCACUUGACGGCUGCAGUUGGCUUGAAGACUCGCUGUGGUGGUAAACUGGGCUUCCUGGCAAGUUAUUUCUUAAGUCAAGCUCAGAGUGUAUGUAGUUCUGAGCGUAGUGCCAUUCCCGAUUCUUUGCGCUGGUUGUGUCACCCAUUGGGACAAAAGUUUUUUGUGGAACGGAGUUGGACGGUGAAAGCUGCUGCUAAGGAGAGUUUAUACUGUACUCAGAGGAAUCCAGCUGAUCCCAUUGCACAAGUGCACCAAGCAUUCUGUGAAAACCUGCUGGAGAGAGCUCUUGAGUCCCUUGUGGUUCCAAAGGGGACUGUAGGCCAUGAUGAUGAAGAGCCCUGUGAAUUCUCAAAUGCUUUGGAAUAUUUGAAGUUACUUAACUCCUUUGUGGACUCUUUGGGAAAUGGAACUCCGCCCUUCACCGGAGGCUGUGUGUUAAGAUCAGCCUUAGGUCCUGAUGUUGUCUGCAGGUGGUGGUCAUCAGCAAUCACAAUGACAAUCAGCUGGUUGAGGGGUGAUGACGCUGCUGUGAGAUCCCAGUUUACCAGUGUGGAGCGAAUUCCUAAAUGUUUGGAGAUGAUGGAGAAUGGUCUUGUGAAAGCUGUUUUCCAUGUCUGCAAAGCCAUGAAUGCUUCCUUGUCGAGCAAGGCAGAUGGGCAGCAAAGCUCUUUUGGCCACUGUGAGAGAGCCAGCACUCACCUUUGGAACAGCCUCAACAUGAGCAGCGGAGUUUCAAGUACAGGUCUGAACAAUAUGAUUCAGCUGCUGACUUGUGACCUGUUGCUGUCGCUCCGUACUACUCUGUGGCAGAAACAAACAAAUUCCAGCCAAGCAAUAGGAGAGACCUACCAUGCUUCUGCUUCUGAACUGACGGGAUUCCAACGUGACCUUGGCAGCCUACGCAAGCUGGCUCAUAGUUUCAGACCUGCUUAUCGUAAGGUGUUCCUACAUGAAGCAACUGUGCGUUUAAUGGCAGGAGCCAGCCCUACACGAACUCAUCAGCUUCUGGAGCACAGUCUCAGGCGCAGAACUCCCCAGAGCACCAAACAAAGUGAACUGGAUGCUCUUCCUGGGCAGAGAGAGCGAGCGACAGCCAUUCUUUUAGCUUGCCGCCAUCUCCCACUCUCCUUUCUGUCCUCUCCUGGACAGAGAGCUGUCCUGCUGGCGGAAGCCGCCCGCACACUGGAGAAAGUGGGGGACAAGCGUUCCUGCAAUGACUGUCAACAGAUGAUUGUGAAGCUGAGUGGGGGCACUGCCAUUGCCGCAUCCUAACCCUGGAAAACUCAAGGCCUCAUCACCCAGUGAACUGGAUUUUUGCCCCAUUUCUACUUCCUUCCUCAUUCUUUUGCAAAUUAUUCCAGUCUAGGACUGUUGAAGCUAUGUUUUGCUAGUCUGGCAGCGGCUUGGUGUAAACCAGCUUUUCUGGCUAGUGAUUUGCUUCUAGGCAAAAAGAAUUGCUCACACAUAGGAGCAAAAGUGAUAUUAUUUUCACUGGCAAGCAGCCUAUGAGAACUUGGAAGACAAAAACCCAUUUGAGAAUAUCAUGGCUUUGGAAAACAGGCUUUUGACCCUUUUAAAGCAGAUGUAACAGGAGUAUGUUUUAGAAUGGGAGCUAUUGGGGAGCAAGAUGGUUGCCUUGAACCCUUUUAUUAGCAUCUGUAUUGGCUCUUGAUCAGGUGCCAUGUUCUAAGGGCAGGCCCAUGGAAGAUACAGUUGUAUUUAACCUUAGUGGGCUGCAUUUUUAAAAACUUUAGCCUUUCUAUAGAUACUGCAUUCUCCAAGAGCCUUUGAAGGUUUGGUCAACUCUCUUGAGGAGGUGCAUCAGAGUUUUUAUGCCUUUUGUGUUUUUAUAGUAAUGUUUUACAGGUUGUGGGGACAGCCAUUAAGUUUUUCUCCCCUUUUCCAUUUCCUGUCUUUCAACUCCCUCUUUCAUUCCUGUCAUCUUAUAAUUGUAUUGCCCUCAAUUUAGGGGUUUAGACUUUUAUCUGUGAGUUGUCUGAUGGAGAACAAAGAAAGAAGAAUCAGAGGCUAAUUGCUAAACUAGGUGUGACUUUAAAGUAUCUGAUUCAAAAAGGUGUAAAGAGAAGCCACAUCUCUUUCUUUCCAGUACUAUUUUGCUGCUAAAAUCUCUUUUCCAAAAACAGCAAUUUUCUUUGUUUUGUUUUUUUAAUUACAUUAAUUAAUUGGAUGAAACAAUGACUUUGAUUUUCAGCAAGAAAACAGCAGAGAAGGACGAGUGUCAUAUUCAUUCCCCCUUUAAUCCGGGAACUUUUUGUAACUGUAUGUGACCGUUCGAAGCACACCUUUGAAAUCACAUAGUUGAAGUCAUCAUCUUGAAGAAAAAGCCACUUUUCUGGCACAUUUGACUUCUGUAGUAGUAACUUCACAUAUCCAAGGAUGCUUAGUAUAGCACUCAGCUGAAGAAAUGAUAGCUUUCGAAGUAAAUCAUGAUAGCUGUAUUCUUUUCCUUCCCAAGAUUCUUCCAGAAAGCUUUGACAAAGAUAGCCUCAUCCUUGGUCAAAGCAGAUUGGUUUUGACUGAUUUUUCUUGCAAUAGAAGAGGGUCUAGGAAGCUUCUUUUCAACAGGAGUGGCUCUAGCUUUGAACAGAUGAUAUGAGAGGCAAGACAAGAAGAGAAAAGAUAGUGGCGGAAGUAGAAAUCAAAAACAAGUUUGAAAGACUUGGAAUUCCCUGAAACACAGAAUAAAUAAAAAUGUGUAAGCACCUAAUAAGGGAAUUCAAUGGUGCUUGUUUCUCUGGUGAAGUCCACACUACUGUACAUUGUCCUUGAAUCAGUUCUGUCUGCCAUUGGCCACAUUUAAUUGCACCAGGUGGGCAGUGAUAUAGGAGUGGGACUAUUGAUUUAAAAGACAUUUUUUCUCUAUGUCUCCUGUUGACAGUUUUAUGGGCAGGUGAAAACCUGUGCAUCUGAAAAUACAUGCAAACCAGGAAAAAGGGAGGUUUCAGAUAUUGAAACAGUUAUAUAACAUCCAACAUGUGCACAUCUUAUUGAUGUCACAUGUCGAAACUCCACCCACAGAAUGAUCUAAAAAGAAAGUUUUGUCUAACUAUCAUUUUGAAGUCCUUUCUCAAUCCUCCUCAGUUCCUUGGAUGUAAUAAAAGGUGAAACUCCAUGAAUUUAGUAAAAGAUGCAGUUUAAUGGAAGUUUCCCACAUCCCCCAGAAGAUGAGUGGGUAUGUUCCAAAAGUUCAGUUUGUGUGUUCUGCCUCAUUUUGAUCCUAUAAGUUCAUUCUGAACACUUAACUUUCUGUGGAUGCCUUGGAAGUUUCUUUGUUAGCACUGAGUCAUGAUUGGAUCUGUUUUGUAUAACUCACUUCAACUGACAAUGUGGAUCCUGUGAACAUCCUGUAGAACAAGCUUGCAACUCAGGUGCAUUUCAGGAGUUAUUUAUCACAGACACUGGUUUAAGUGCACAGGACGAAGUUUGUGUACCACCCUUUUCUCAAAGAGGACUUCACAGUGAUGGUAGUCACAACACAGGAAGGAUAAGAAACUACCUCCAUGAUGAAACUGGUAGUACCAAGGUCUAUUUCCAGGUAUGCUGUGCCACCAAUCAGGUGGAGUGGCAAAAUUAAAAUGGUGUCUAGGUGAAUUGUGGAUGUUAGGUGAAUUGAUUAAGCAUGCCUAACACUUCAAAAGGUUCCAUUUGGAAAGUUUAAACGAAUCACAGAGAAUUAAUUACUUUUUAGCUAGGUUUCCUGAUUACUUAAUAUACAGUGUGUUCUUCGGCUCUACAAGGGUUUAGUUCUGGGACUUUGAAUAGAUACUAAAAUAUCCGGAUGAUCACGCUCAAUAUUAUAUAAUGUUGGCAAUGCAAACUUCUGUGUGUCUGCAUUAAUGACAUCACAAUUUAAUAAUAUGGGGCAUGAUGUGAUCCAUGGUAGGUUGAAAUUGUGGAUCCAGUGGGCCUUGCUGCACCAGAAUUCACCUAGUUGACUUGUAGAUUGCUAGGCAUCUCACAGUUGUGUAGAUUUGAAAUAAAGGAUGCUAUUUAUACAGUUAUGGAACAGCAAAUGCUGUAGUUGAGAACGGGCAUUGCAGUUAAAAGGAUAAAAGUCUCGUAUUAGUGCAUGGAUGGGAACUAAGAGCGGGACUUCUUUCUUGAUGAAGUAUACUUAGAUGGAAACAUCUACAUAGGUGGGAUCUUCACAAGGGAACAACAUUAAAUUUUCUUGUACUUCAGGCCUUUUUAUACAUCACAUUUAUUUAUGGGUUUAUUAUCUCUCAGUCUAUCCCUACAUUAUUUCUGUGUAUAUAAUGUAACUUUUGGUUUUUUAUAUAUAUAUGAUGUGAAAAGUGUCUAUUUAUCAUAGUAAAAUAAGGCAUAGGGAUGCUUUUCUGUAAGAAGAUGUAGCUGGUGAUGAUGUGAGGGGACCCCAGUUCUGACCCUCUCAUGGGGACCAUGGCGUGAUUUAUCAAAUAAAGAUGAAUUUACUCAAA